Cornus florida is the source of this 1002-nucleotide messenger RNA. RefSeq names its product homeobox-leucine zipper protein HOX3-like. Bases 97 to 780 code for a protein of 227 amino acids. The record is from RefSeq and is a predicted model, not a curated record. The transcript has 4 exons. Gene Ontology annotation, biological process: regulation of DNA-templated transcription. NCBI's taxonomy places the organism in Eukaryota, Viridiplantae, Streptophyta, Magnoliopsida, Cornales, Cornaceae. Gene Ontology annotation, molecular function: DNA-binding transcription factor activity, RNA polymerase II-specific; sequence-specific DNA binding.
CCUUUCUCCAUUUCUUACUUUCUCUGUUGUCUCCUUUCCUUUUCACAUUUUCUCUCUCUAAAAAUCUCUCUCUCUCUCUAUCUCUCUGCAGCUUUCAUGGCAGUUCUACCAAAAAAUUCUUCAUGCUUGGAGUUGACCAUGUCCAUACCAGGCUUGAGUUCAUCUUCAUCUCAUCUUCCUCCCUCUGUGAGAAAUUUGGACAUAAAUCGAGUACCCUCAGGAGAAGAAGAAUGGUUUGCUUCAAACAUGGAAGAUGAAGAUGAUCAGAGCAACAACAGCUGCGGUCCUCCGCGUAAGAAACUCCGUCUCACAAAGGAACAGUCUCGUCUCCUUGAAGAAAGCUUCAGACACAACCACACCUUAAACCCUAAACAAAAAGAGGCUUUGGCAAUGCAAUUGAAGCUGAAGCCAAGGCAAGUUGAGGUUUGGUUUCAAAACCGUAGGGCAAGGAGCAAGCUGAAACAGACUGAGAUGGAGUGCGAGUACUUGAAGAGAUGGUUUGGGUCACUUACAGAACAGAACAAAAGGCUACAAAAGGAGGUGGAAGAGCUGAGGGCCCUGAGGGUGGGACCCCCAACCGUCAUGUCGCCCCACAGUUGCGAACGACUCCCGGCAUCCACCCUGACAAUGUGCCCUAGGUGCGAGCGCGUCACCACCACCGUCCUCGACAAGGGCCCCACCAGAACCACCACCACCACCAACAACCCCACCACCACCACCACCAUGUUAAAAGUGUCCUCCUCCAUUCUUCACUCCCGACAUCCCUCGGCGGCUUGUUGAUUGUGCAUCAUAUAUAAUAAUGUAAUGACAGCUUUUGGGAGGAGAAUAGAGAGAGAAAAAGGAGAAGACUAAAAAGAAUUAGUGUUCAUAGUAGAAGUGAUGGGUAGCUCAUACAAUAUUGUACUUUGGAUGCUAACAUAUAAUUAAUUAUAAUAUAUAUAUGCUUAAUUAUAUGUUAGAUAUAUUCUAUUUUAAUCAUACCAUAAACUUUCAUUUUAAUCA